CAGUUCGCAUGGUUCAAGCUUUUGGUGCCGUGCCCACUUUUGGAAGUCACGGGAAUGUGCUCGCAAGCUAUUGGUCCAGAGUAUGAUGGUAGCUGCUCUAUUGACUCAACGGCCCGUAAAAUGCUCAUAAACUCUAAUGACCAAACUCUAAAAGACCAAGUCAGAUAUUUUGGGCGCGUUUUCGCCGCUGGGAUUAUGCCUUGAGAUAUGGAGAUAUGGCCAACUAGAUAACAGCGAUCGCCAAGGGUUAAUAAAUAGCCGUUUUCAAGAGCUUGGCGGCAGUAGUUCAAUCGGUUGACCUGGGCCAAGCUCAUCUAACCGAAAAUGAAGACUUACUUAGGAAUAAUCCUGGUGCUGAGCGCCUUGGUGGCCACCUCCUCGUCUGCUUCCAUAGACAUACCCGAGAUCCACAAUCAGUUCCAGCUGGUAGGAGAAUCGGUGAGCGCAUUGAAAACCCGCGAAGGAAACCUCAUCGACCCCAAUGCCAUGGCCAAGGGUAAAGCUGGUCCUGAGGCGGAGAAGAAGGCGCAGUUCUGGUAUGACCUGGCCUACGAGGAGAUCGCCCAGCGCCUGGAACAGCCGCAGCUGGACAAGAGGAAGGCCAAGAAUGUAAUCCUGUUCCUGGGCGACGGCAUGUCCCUGUCCACGGUGGCAGCCGCCCGCAUCCACAAGGGUCAGCUGAAGGGCAAUCCCGGCGAGGAGGACUCCCUGAGCUUCGAGAAGUUCCCCUACACCGGUCUGAGCAGGACCUACUGCUCCAAUGCCCAGGUGCCCGACUCCGCCUGCACGGCCACCGCGUAUUUGUGCGGCGUGAAGACGAAUAUCGUUGCACUGGGAAUUACGGCGGCCGUGAACUUUAACAACUGCAGUGGCAGCGAGGAUCCGGCCAACCGGGUGGACUCCAUCGCAGCCUGGGCUCAGGAGGCUGGUAAAUCCACUGGCAUCGUGACCACCACCACGCUGACCCAUGCCAGUCCAUCGGGUGCGUAUGCCAAGACCACCAACCGAUUCUUCGAGAGCGACACGGAUAUUGUGACCUAUGGCGAGGGAGAGAAUGAUCCGGCCACCUGCACGGACAUUGCCACCCAACUGAUCACCCAGGCUCCUGGCAAGAACUUCGAUGUGAUGCUGGGCGGUGGCAUUGGCAAGUUCCUGCCCAACACAAUAACGGAUCCCUUCAACAAGAAGGGCGAGCGUUCCGAUGGAGUGAAUCUGCUGUCCCGCUGGCAGGGACUACAUCCCGGCGGUGUUUUGGCCUACAAUCGCAACCAGCUGCUGAGUGUGAAUGUCUCGAGGAUCACCAAUCUGAUUGGCACCUUCCGCUCAGGAGUGAUGAGCUUCAAUAAGCUUGCCGAUCCCAAGGAGGAGCCCACACUGGCGGAAAUGACGCGCAAAGCCAUCGAGAUGGUCAGCAAACGCGAUGAUGGCUACUUCCUGUUCGUCGAGGGUGGACUGAUCGAUUACGGCAACCACUUCAACUCCCCAACCCAUUCCCUGACAGAGACACUUCAGUUCGAGCAGGCGGUUCAGGAGGCUCUGGAUCUAACCGAUCCCGAGGAGACCCUAAUUGUAGUCACCUCCGAUCACGCUCAUCCGCUGACCAUCUCUGGUUAUCCUGGCAGGGGAACACCCAUCCUGGGACUCAAUCAAGAUGACACCGAUGUGAAUGGAGUCAAGUACGCCACUCUGAACUACGCAGUGGGCACCAAUCAGUAUCUGGAUGAGCAUGGCCAGCGCAUCGAUCUCACCGAUCAAAUUGGCGCGGAAGACUUUAUCCAUCCCAGCUAUAUCCACGGCACCAUUGGCGUCCAUGCUGGCGAUGAUGUGGGAAUCUUCGCCACCGGUCCGCAAAGUCAUCUCUUCACCGGCGUGAUGCAGCAGAGCACCAUUCCCCAUCUGAUGGCCUAUGCCUCCUGCAUCGGCAAGGGACCCACUCUCUGCGACAAUGAGGACUAGAAUUGUAGUGAAU
Molecule: messenger RNA, 1969 nt
Organism: Drosophila santomea
Lineage: Eukaryota; Metazoa; Arthropoda; Insecta; Diptera; Drosophilidae
Gene: Alp7
Product: membrane-bound alkaline phosphatase
Exons: 4
Coding region: 325-1956 (543 amino acids)
Biological process (GO): dephosphorylation
Molecular function (GO): alkaline phosphatase activity
Source: RefSeq, a predicted model, not a curated record